AUGAAUCUUAAGAAACGUGCUUUUGAGGUUAUUGAUAAUGGUGCAGAUGAUGCUGAUUUCGAUGAUAAGUAUGGUGCAGUUUUUAAACCUCUUAAAAAGUAUUUUUUGAAGUAUCUAAAAGAGAUCGAUCAUGUUAAAGCAAAUGAAAUGGCUGAUAAAAGUAUUGCUCUAGUAAGAUUGACAAUGCUAUGGAGGACAAUUUAUAACAAAGUGGAUUGUGGAGUUUUUGCUAUGAGACAUAUGGAGAGUUAUUUUGGAGAAAAAUGUUCCAAAUGGAAAUGUGGUCUUCCAAAAGAAGGUGGUUCUCAAGAAAAAAUUAUGGAAAAGUUGAGAAUGAAAUAUGCAGCAGCAAUCUUAACUUCUGAGAUUAAUACAAAGUGUGAUGAUGUGUUGAAAGCUGCAUAUGAGUAUCAAAAAGUUGAUCAAAAGAUUCGUGGUACGCAUGCAUAUGAUGCUAAAUGGAAUAUAGAAAGAAGAUCUUUACUAGAUGUCUUUGAAGUAGAGGAAUGUUGUUCAUUUAAAGAGUAUUUCUUUUUAAUGAACAACAUUUCUCUACAUCGGAUAUGUAGUAAAGAUUUGUUAGGUUCAAUGGAGAUAAUCUUUCUAAGUAAUGGUGGAAUACUUCUUGGAGUCAACUACAAUCUGUAUGAAAAUCUAGCUAGGAAUAUGAAGAAUAAGAAUCUUGGAAAAUUGGGAACUUGA
Molecule: messenger RNA, 702 nt
Organism: Lactuca saligna
Lineage: Eukaryota; Viridiplantae; Streptophyta; Magnoliopsida; Asterales; Asteraceae
Source: the annotation of a GenBank genome assembly